Molecule: messenger RNA, 1784 nt
Organism: Myxocyprinus asiaticus (Chinese sucker)
Lineage: Eukaryota; Metazoa; Chordata; Actinopteri; Cypriniformes; Catostomidae
Product: PRA1 family protein 3-like
Exons: 3
Coding region: 42-578 (178 amino acids)
Cellular component (GO): membrane
Source: RefSeq, a predicted model, not a curated record
GCAGUGCAUGCUGGUAAAUGUAGUUACCGACAUCGUCAAAAAUGGUGGACCUCCAGCCUCCGCCUUUCAGAACAUUGGACGAUUUUCUUCUGGGUUCGGCCAGAUUCGCCGUGCCUGAUGUUCGCAACUUAGACCGGUGGAAUAACAGAAUAAUAAACAACUUGCUGUAUUACCAGUCAAACUAUUUUGCGUCCGUCGUGGCAUUGCUGCUCAUAGUCGGGUAUUUCCAGCCAUUUCAGCUGAUUCUUGGGUCAGCAGUUGUGGUUCUUCUGUUCCUGGGUUUUGUCUGGGCUGCUGAAAACAAGGCUGCAGUUCGGCGGUUCCGGAGGACUCAUCCAUCCCUCUCUCUGGCUGCAAUCUUGGGCUCCAGUUACCUACUUCUGUCUGUUUUAGGAGAAGUAGCUGUUUUCCUGUUUGGCAUUGCCUUCCCCAUUUUAAUGAUUCUUAUUCAUGCUUCAGUAAGACUCAGAAGCCUUAAGAAUAAACUGGAAAACAAGCUGGAGAGUAUAGGAUUGAAGAGAACACCCAUGGGCCUGCUACUUGAAGCGUUGGGACAGGAACAAGAGGCUGGAUCAUAGUUGGACUAACAACUACUUAGCUUUAUUAACAUCCACUCCUUCUUCCUUAGGCUCUUCUUAUAUAUCUUCAAAAAUAGAUACAGUAUAAAAAAAAGGAUAUUAAUAAAAAAAAAAAAUAUUGGCACUAUUUAUUGGCCAAGUCUCUCAGAUGUGAAAGAAGAAUCCAGUGGACUGGAUUUUAGGUAAUUUGGAAUGCCGUAUAAGCAGGAAAAAGUGAGAUUACAGGAGGACAGUGUUAAUAGUCAAUAAUACUUAUAUGCUGGACUAUGUCCUACAAUAUAUUAGAUGUCCUGAUAAAAAAAAUAGCUAAAUAAUGCCUUGUAAACAUGGUGUGGGAUGGAGUUAAUUAAUUUGUAUUUAUUUUAUGAGUAACAGACCAGUUACUGCUUCAUUCCAUAGAUGUGCCAUUUAAUGAUGUCCUUAUUGACGUUAUUCCGUCCCUGACCGUUUCUACAGUAGUGUGGGGCCACUUGAUUUUGUGAAGAAAAUGUAAAGAGAAGGGCGUAAUAAGUUUAAGAGCAAGAAGAGUAAUUUUUUUUUAUUUUUUUUUAUUUUUUUGCAAGUGAAUUAAAUGACCAAAAUGAAGUAUAUUGUUUUUACAGAUUGUUCUGAGUUUUAUUUCAUUUUCUUUUGUUUUUAAAAAAGUGCCAUGUGUGGCCUGGCAUGCAUUAGUGGUUGCUCUCCUUCAAAAGUGCCGAGAUUAUAGCUGUUAUAGUAACCCAAAUGAAUGAAGACCAAGAAUAUAUAUCCUCACAUUCAUCUUCAUCAAUUGUAUAUGCGCCUAAAAACCGCCAUCAUUAGAGGAUGAUGUCUUACAUAUUAGGGUUAGUAAUAACCAAUAAACAGCUAUGAAUAUUAAUAUAAAUUCAAAUGUAAUGCAUCAGGAAAGUAGUCACAUUUUUUACCAUAGAAACACUAUGGAGGUUUAACUUUUUCUUUUCUUUUUUUCCUUCAGCAUGUUUAAGUUUUGACAGCUUGUGCAUUUAAGGACACUAGAAGUACUUGUAAGUUUGCAUUCCUACCUAACUUUAAAGAGAGUUAGAACACAAAAAUGAAGUAAUUUGUAUUUUCUGCGCCUUAUAUUGUGUAUGAGAAGAAACUUUUGCUUUGAUUUCAUUUAUUAAUGAACUUAUGCAGUUCAUGUUUAAUGUUUACAACAUCAGCUGCCUUGUAUAUGUCAUCCAUAAAUAUACUUUCAUCAUGAUA